This is a messenger RNA of Parus major (Great Tit), 9773 nucleotides long. It is a transcript of the gene NIN, whose product is annotated as ninein. The transcript has 30 exons. The coding region runs from base 98 to 6361 and encodes 2087 amino acids. The record is from RefSeq and is a predicted model, not a curated record. Gene Ontology annotation, molecular function: calcium ion binding. Gene Ontology annotation, cellular component: ciliary transition fiber; pericentriolar material; mitotic spindle pole. Lineage: Eukaryota; Metazoa; Chordata; Aves; Passeriformes; Paridae. Gene Ontology annotation, biological process: centrosome localization; microtubule anchoring at centrosome; centrosome-templated microtubule nucleation.
CCCGUCCCUUCCCGGCGGGGCCGGCCGCGUGUGCGGGCGCCGGGACGGGCCGGAGGGGAAGGGGCGCAGCGGAGAGGUGAGCGUGGCAGGCUAUGGGAUGGAUGAAGCUGAGCAGGACCAGUAUGAAGCUCGUCUCAAGGAGCUCUUUGACAGCUUUGACAGCACAGGCACGGGGUCCCUGGGGCAGGAGGAGCUCACUGACCUCUGCCACAUGCUGCACCUGGAGGAGGUGGCCCCAGCACUGCAGCAGACCCUCCUCCAAGGAAACCUCCUAGGCAGGGUCCACUUUGAUCAGUUUAAAGAAGCACUUAUCCUCAUCUUAUCCAGAACCCUGUCAAAUGAAGAGCACUUCCAAGAACCAGAUUCCUCCCCAGAAGCACAGCCCAAGUACAUCAAAGGUGGCAAACGCUACGGGCGCCGUUCGCUGCCGGAGUUCCAGGAGUCGGUGGAGGACUUUGCCGAGGUGACGGUGAUCGAGCCACUGGGCGAGGAGGCACAUCCCGCACACAUCGCUGCCAGCCAGGAGCACUGGAAGACGCGAGGCAGCGAGGAGUACGAGGCUGAGGGGCAGCUGCGCUUCUGGAACCCGGACGACCUGAACGCCUCCCCUGGUGCCUCACCCAGCCCAGACUGGAUCGAGGAGAAGCUUCAGGAGGUGUGUGAGCACCUGGGGAUCACCAGGGAUGGCCACCUGAACAGGAAGAAGCUGGUCUCCGUCUGUGAGCAGUACGGGCUGCACGCGGCGGCCGGGGAGGUGCUUGAAGAGGUGCUCCAUAACCUGGAGCAAGAUGGGACCAUGAGCAUAGAGGAUUUCUUUUAUGGCCUGUUGAGAAAUGGGAAAUCUCUCACACCUUCAGCAUCUACUCCGUACCGGCAGCUGAAGCGUCACCUCUCCAUGCAGUCCUUCGACGAGAGCGGGAGGCGCACGACCACCCCCUCGGCCAUGCCCAGCACCUUCGGCUUCUCGCUCUUCUCCAGCCUGGACGAUGGGAUGGGCUAUGGCUGCGUGGAGGGGGUGCUGGACUGCUGGCACCAGGAGGGCAUCGAGAACAGCCAGGACAUCCUGAAGGCUCUGGACUUCAGCUUGGAUGGGAAGGUGAACCUGACGGAGCUGACGCUGGCGCUGGAGAACGAGCUCCUCAUCACCAAGAAUGGGGUGCACCAGGCAGCCCUGGCCAGCUUCAAAACGGAGAUCAGGCACUUGAUGGAGAGGUUUGACCAAGUGGCCAGGGAGAAGGAGAAGCUGAGGUCAGACCUGGAGAAAGCAGAGAAGCUGAAAUCCCUGAUGGCCUCGGAAGUGGACGAUCACCACGCCGCCAUCGAGCGCCGCAACGAGUACAACCUCAGGAAGCUGGAUGAGGAGUACAAGGAGCGAAUCGCCGCGCUGAAGAACGAGCUGCGCAGGGAACGGGAGCAAAUCCUGCAGCAGGCCAACAAACAGAGGCUGGAGCUGGAGCAGGAGAUGGAAAAGCUGAAAACAGAUGAGAACUACAUCAGGGACCGCCUGGCCCUGGCCCUGAAGGAAAACAGCCGCCUGGAAAACGAGCUCUUGGAAACAGGAGAAAAACUGGCCGAGUGUGAAAGUCUGGCAGGCAAACUGCAGAGGAACUUGGAAAAUGUCCUGGCUGAGAAGUUUGGUGACCUGGAUCCCACCAGUGCCGAGUUUUUCCUGCAGGAGGAGAGGCUGGCCCAGAUGAGGAGCGAGUAUGAGCAGCAGUGCAGGGAGCUGCAGGAUCAGAUAGAUGAGCUGCACUCAGAGCUGCAGCAGUACCGUGCCCAAGGCAAAGUGCUCAGGCCUUCCUUGAAAAAUUCCGUGUCAGAAGAGUUUGACAUUGUCACAAAGACUCACAGCAACAGCGGGAUUGAGCCUGACCAAGGACUUGGUUCAGAAGACUGCAACCCACUAAAUAUGAGCAUAGAGGCAGAAAUGGCCAUUGAGCAGAUGAAGGAGCAACACCACAGGGAUCUGCAUCACCUCAAACAGGAGCUUGAAGACACAGUGAGCCGCUAUGAAAAGCAGCUGGAUGAGACAAAAGCUCUCUGGGAAAAGGAGCAAGAGGAUAUGAGGCAGAAGUAUGCUGAGGAGAUGGAUGUCAUGGAAAAACAGAUCACUGGCCUUAAAAAUCAAAUAGCAGAGCUGCAGGGAGAGGCAGCAGCGCUCAGAGAGCAGCAGGAAAAGCUCGACUGUAAAUACGACGAGGAGAAAAACAAAUUAAAGAUGCAUUUCGAUGAGGAGAAAGCCAAUCUGCAGGAGCUGUUGAGGCAGGAGCAUGAAGAAGAUGUCAGGGCCAGACUGGAGCAGGUGAAUGAGAAGUUCAGGCAAGAACGGGAGGAGCUGAUCCAGAAGAGUGUCUGGGUGGAGGAGAAGAUGAGAGCUGUGGUGCAGACGCUGCAGGAGGAGAAGGGGGAGCUGGAACGUGGCUUCCACGAGCAGGUGAAGAGGCUGGCAGAGGUGCACGCCCUGGAGAAGGAGGAGCUCCAGGAAGAGCUGCUGAGGAAGCACGAGCAGGAGCUGGAGGAGGAAAGGAAAAAAAUGGCAAGUGACUAUAAGAGAAGAGCAUCUCAUGCACAAACUCAGUUUUCUGUGGACACACAAACACUUGUGAAUAAAUAUGAAGAAACCCUCCAGAGUCUGGAAGGACGUUACCAGCGAGAGCUGCAGGAACUCGCUGAGCAGCAAAGAGAGGAGAAAUCCCAGUGGGAGUUUGAAAGGGAUGAAAUUGCUCAGGAGGUGGCUGAAGCCCACGAGCAGCUGAAGGAAAGCUUGGCAAGUGAGAAGGCUGUUUCUUCUGCCCUGAGCCGGGAGAAGGAUCUCCUGGAGAAAAAUUUCAAGGAAGAAGUGAACAAGUUGGUGUGUGAGAGGGAGCAGCUGGAGAAGGAGCUGCGAGAGCUGAGGAGUGCUGCCCAGGAGCAGGAGGAAAAGAUGAAUGAGAAAAUAAACCAGCUCCAAAGUGACCAUGAAAAAGAGCUAAAGGAGAAAGAUGAACACAGAUCUGCAGUGGAGCAAAAUGGGAAACUGGUUAGGGAAAAGCUGGAGAGACUGGACAGUGAGUAUAAGCGAGAGAAAGAAGAGCUCAAUUCCAAACUUCUUGCUUUGGAGAGUUUAAACAGAGACAUUUGUGAAAGAGCAGAGACAGAAAAGGCUGAGAUGGGUUUGGAAAUCUCAGACCUCCGAGGGAAAAUACGGAAAUUGCAGUGGGAAACGCGGAGUUUUUCCGCCCUGCAGAGCCAUUACAGGGUGCUGGAGAGUGAGUAUGCAAAAGCUAAGAGCCAGAUCGCUGCUUUUCCUGGUGCAGCUCCUCUGGGAGAUGAAGGGGAUGUUCUCCAAAACCUGCAGAAGGUGCACGAGCAGGCGGUGAAGGAGAACGUCAGGAUGGCUGCCCAGAUCCUGAGGCUGCGGCACCGGCUGGAAGCAGCAGAGCAGGAGCUUCCGCAGCCUCCCGGCCCCAGCUGCUCCCACCCUGGCUCAGAACCAGAGGAAAUAGAUGCCAGUUUUGAAGGGCUGCCCAGUGAUUGUCAAGAUGUAGCUUUGGGGGCAGAUUUCAAUGUCCUUCCACCUCUGGAGGCUGGUGCUACAGACGUGGAAGAGAUGUCGGAGAUGGAUUGGGAUUUGGAGGAGGGAUGUGUGAAAUCCAGAGCUGGCGGCUGCCCUGAGGCACAGGGGUGUUGGAUCCAGGCAAGUCAAGCAGCUCUGGAUGCUGAUGACCACCAGGAUUGUGACCAGAACCUUUCUUGGGUGCCUCUGCCGCCAAAAAAGAGAGAUCUGGAGGAAGUUCCCAGGCCAAAAACGCUGCCCAGCGAUGUCAACCAGCAGAAGGUUCAUCUGCUAAAUCACAGAAUAGCUCCCAAAAAUAAAGGGUUUGUGUCUGAAGGCUUGAAGAUGGAGGUGGAGCUGGAGAGGGCUGAAGAAACGAGCGAAGCCUCUCUCCUGCUGGAUCACUCUCCUGGGGCAGCAAAUGGUGACCUGAGGAGCGUAAUAGCUCAACUUUGGAAAAGGAUGGAAGAGUUGGAAGACAGGUCCAUGGCACAGGCUGAACUUCUGUUGCUGCAAGAAGAAAUCCAGGUAGAAAAUGAGGAUCUGAAAGCUGAAGUGAUGCAGUUAAUUGAGAAAAAUGAAGUGCUGGAAGACAACCUGCGUAGGCUGAGAAGGCUUCGUCGCGAGCAAGAAGAGAGUGAGGCGGAAAGCGUCAAGUUUGAAGAGGAAAACGCCAAAUUUCUCGUGGAAGUUAAAGAAUUGGAAGAUGUUAAAGAGUUGGAAGAUGUCCAAGAACAAGACACUCAAGGAAAUGUGGAUGUGCCCACCACAAGAGGUGGGAAGCUGGAAGAGCGUCCCACUGCAUGGACGGGCCAGCGGGACAAGAAUUCCCAAAGCCGCAGCGCCGCGCCGCAAGCGGGAAGAGCGGGAAUGGAGGAGCCCAAGCCCCAGGUGAAGGAGGAAGCUCUGGGUGAUGCAGAGGAGAGGAAGGCAGUGACACAGGGCUUGCAGAGCACGUGCACCGAGCUGCAGCACAAGGUUGACCUGCUGAGGUGCGAGGCCGAGAAGCUCCGCGAGGAAAACGCUGUCCUGAAAAACGAAGUGACUUUAUUAAAUGAGGAAGGGAGUGCUUCCAGCCUGAAACUGCAGGAGCUGAAUGGAUCCAGGGAAGAGAUGAGGCAGAAGAUAGAGGCUGUGAGAAAAGAGAAAGUGGCUGUGCAGAAAAUGGUUGACAACCUGAAAAAGCAGGUGGCGGAUCUGAAGACCAGGAACCAACAGCUGGACUCUGAAAAUACAGAACUCAGCCAGAGGAACUCCAAAAACCAAGCAGAUGUGCAGGAUCUCAAUCAACAGCUGGCCAGGGUGCUCAAGCAAAAGGAAAGGGAAGAGGGGAAGUGUACCCUGGAAGAAUGGGAAAAGGAGAGGCUGCUGCUGAAAGAGGAACUGGAAAACUCCAAAAUAGAGUCGUCAAAUAUGGUGUCGUCUUUGGAGGUGGAGGUGUCAAAAAUGAAGGUUCAAGCUCAUCUCCUGGAGCAGGAGAACCACAUCCUGAAGCAGGAGCUGGAGAAGACAAAACAGCUGCCCAGAUGUCCUGAUCUCGCUGACCUUCAAAAUGAAGUUUCAAGUUUAAUCACUAAAAAUGAAAAGCUGCAGAAAGAGAAAGAAGCCCUGAGUGAGGAACUGAACAGAUGUAUUGAUAAGGUAGCUCAGGUCAGCUGCUUGGAGAGUGCCAUCAGCAGCUUGGAGCAGGAGCAGAAAUCCUGGGAGCAGCAGAGCCAGGCACUGAAAGCACAGCUCAGCCUCUCCCAGGACAAGGUUCAGAGCCUCAGUGAAACUCUGCAGAGCACCAACCUCCAAAUGUCCAGGCUGAAAUCCGACCUGCAGGUGACACAGCAGGAGAAGGAAACUCUGAAACAAGAAGUGAUGGCAUUGCACAAACAGCUGCAGAGCACCAGUGAAAAGAACCGGGUUCUGGAAGUGGCUGUGCCUCCCUCAGGGCUGCAGGACCAGCGGGGGCUGACCCACUGGGAUGAGCUGGAGCAGCCGGCGGAGCAGGAGCAGAGGCUGCUCAGGCAGGAGAACGAGAGGCUGCAGAGGGAAGUGCAGAGCACUAAAACAGACCUGGCUCACUCCAGGGAAAAGAUCCGACAGCUGGAAUCCACAAUCCUUUCCCUAAAACACCAAAAGCAUCAAAGCCAGUCAGGGAUUGUCAAAGCCAUAGAGCAGGAGAAGCUGAGCUUGAAGAGAGAGUGUGAACAGCUCCAGAAGGAGCUGUCAUCUGCAAACAGGAAGAUCAGUCAGAUGAAUUCUCUUGAGCGUGAACUGGAAACCAGCUCUGAAAAUGAAGGGCUGAGAAAAAAGCAAGUCAAGCUGGAUGAUCAGUUAAUGGAGAUGCUCCAGUCCGGGGGGAUGCAUAGCCAGAGCUCCCAGCUGCCAGGCUGUGCCAUGGUGCCCAGGGAACAAUUCCUGCAGCUCCAACAGCAGCUGCUGCAGGCAGAGAGGAGGAGUCAGCACCUCCAGGAAGAGCUCGAGAGCAGACCCUCGGCAACAAACAUGCAGCAGGGGGGUCAUGAGCAGCUUCUAAAAAUGAUGGAAGAGCGGAUGAUGGAUGUGGAGCAGAAAUUAAGGCUUGUGAAGAGGCUUCUCCAAGAUAAAGUAAAUCAGCUGAAAGAACAACUUUCCAAGAACACCAAGGCAGACGCGAUGGUCAAGGAUCUCUACGUGGAGAACGCGCAGCUGCUGAAGGCCCUGGAGGUGACGGAGCAGCGGCAGAAAACUGCAGAGAGGAAAAAUUAUUUACUGGAAGAGAAAAUUGCCAACCUCAACAGGAUAGUGAAGAACUUGGCUUCCCCCUCCUUCAGCCCAGCAGCGGAGAUCAGGUCAUAGCAAAGCUGGUCUGUGGCACAGCCCCCUGCACUUUACUGAAAUGGGAAUAUUUCAGCUUCUCACUGCGUUGCCUUUUUUUUAACUGAAUGAGUUUUAGUUACAAAUGCCUCCCCAGAGAGCUGGUUCCCAAACUGGACACUGCCAAAGGAGAGGUUUCUUGGUUCCCAAACUGCUAAAAUUAAUCAUCACUAUGUAAAAAAAGCCAAACUUGUAUUUUUCUAGGUUAACUUAUUUUGAUGCCUUGUGUUCCAUUUAAAAUCCAAAUUCUGAAUUUCCUGUACUGGAUCAUCUAGAUUGAAGCAAACUCAGAUUUAACAAUAUUUUCAGCUUUCUAAAAUACUUACUGCUCCAAACCUAGAAAAUGCUGAUGGGUCAAGUCUUCAACACUGUCAGCAGAAAUGUUAUUGAAGGCAAGACUUUGCUGCUGUGGGCUGUGUCCUGUAAACUGAUUCUGGUUUCUCUAAAGCAAUUAUUCAUUAGGCUUCAGGGUUGUUCUUCAUGGCUGUUUCUCUGCAGAGCUCAGAAAAAAAAAAAAAGAGGUUUAUUUAAAAUACAGAACUAGACUACUGCCUCCAACUAAGUGUGAUAUUUUAUCUGAAGAAAUUUCCCAGCUAGCAAAUAAAAACUAUUAUUUCCUUUUUCUUUUUUUUUUGUAAGCUGUGCUGCCAGACAAGUCUGAAUUGCAGGGGCCUUUGCUGGUUUUUUAUGUGGAAAUAAGUUAAAUAUGGAAAUAAGUUAAAGCAAGGAAGAGUCACUCAACAAAGAUGGGAGUUUUGUUUAUGUGAUCUGUAAAUUCAGUCAAGCAGUGCAGUGUAUUAAUUAAACAGCUGGCAGAAGAAUGAAGAGGGGCACUUGGAUGAUUUUGUCAGUGAGAUCCUGUUGUUGGAACCCUCAGGAACGUGGAGCUUUGCCAGGAAUGCAGCAUUUGUUCUGACCUGAGAAAUCAUUUGGAAAAGUCUUUGUCUUUUGUGUUAAUCCUUGUGCAGAAUCUGAGUCGUCAUUGGUCGUGAAAGAAACACAUUCAAUGUAAUCAUGAAGAACUCAGGGAAUAACAGCCUAAAUCAGCUAUCAAUGUUGGUAUUAAUGUCACCAGAGGGAGAUAAACACAACUUAGGGAAAGCAGGAUAAAGCAAGUUGGAUUUGGGUGAGUAUUUCCUUGGUGCUCCUUACCCAACAUGCAGAGGAGCAUCAAGGUUUGGGAUGAGAGAGGUGGUACCUCUGCCUGGAUCAGUGGAGAAAUGCAGAUUUUUUGGGAACACCUUCAAGACAGAGAAGCAGCUGGAUGAGAGCCUGCCUGCUGAAGGGUGUGGAAUGUUUGAAACUGGACCUCUUUAAAUGCAUGUAACUGAGGAAGGGGAGGAAGAGGGGUUUUGUCUCAGAGACUGCUGGCAAGCUGAUCAUUCUGUCAUGAGCCAAAAGUCCUCCAGAAAUUGGGGUAACAUUGCCUGCAAUGUGGAGGAACCUGUGGAAAAUGAGUUUUACUGUGUAGUGGUGUGGCUGAGAGGAUGUUCCCUGUGUCUCUGGGGUUGCUUACCAGUUUUGGAGGGUUUGUGGUCUGAACUAGACACAGGGUAUGACUUUUUCCUCCUCCUCUUCCUCCUCUUCCUCCUCCAUUGCUUUGUGCAGGCAACAAAGUGGAAAUGGAAAUAGAAUCAUGGGAGAGCAUCACAUUGGAGUCAUAAAUUAUUUCACUGCUGUACUCUUCAAAAUGCAUGUAGUGGAGAUUUCUCUGAGUCAUCCCAAAUUCAAGGAUUUGCAGAUUUUUUCAGAGGCUGCAAAAAUGUUUUCACAAACUGGAAAUAUCUUAAAUUGAUAGAAAUUUGAGGGUUUAAAAAGCUGAAGUAAUGGUUUCUUGCUACUUUUACUAUUCAUCACCAAGUGGUCUGAGUUACAAUAUAAUAAAUCUCUGUGUGGGUACCAGGGCUGUGUGUUGGCAAAGUGGGAACUGAGCACACCCUGAAUUUCCAUGCUGUGGAAAUUAGCAAAGUUCCAAAAUAAUUCCAGGAAACAAAAGAAAUGAGGUUCAGAACUGAAUUUGGAAAAAAAAUAUUAUCUAGUAUAUUUUAAGACUACUUCAUACCUUGACCUUGGUUUACUUGUGUCUGUGCCCAGUCCAAAAGGAAGGAAUGAAUGUUUCACUUAAAUUAUUGUGCAAUUACUUUCAUGUUGCUCAAUUUAAAGGCUGGAGACUACUUAACUAAUUCUUUUAAUCUCCUGGUAGUUACCAGGCUUUCAUAAAUCAAACAUGGACAUUGCUAGAGCACAGCACCAGGAAGGGAGAAGCAGAAAUAGGGAAAAGGGACUUUUGGCUUUUCCCUUUCUUCCCCUACCCUACCUUGCUCUAGUUCUCUUUCACUAAACUUCAAAAAAAAAAUCCAAUUACAGGAGAGAGGAGGGAGGAGGAAAACAUGCUGUUGGUAAAUACUUUUGAGGCAAAACUCCAGAUUAAUUCUCAGAAGUGCCUUUUGCCUUCCUGUACUGUACUGGCUGUGUUUGCAACAGGACAAUUCAGGACAAUCCUUUCCCAAAGGGAGGGAUCCCAGAGAAAGGCAGAGCUGCUUCCAGACGGGUGUCACGUUGCUCUUGAAUUCAUUGUGUCAGCUCAGAAGAGAAGCAGCUGUUCUACAACGUCCAGGCUACUGAAAAGAAGCAUAGAAACACAUAAUUUAUUAAGCAUUUAGGGGUGUUUUGUGCAUGAAUGUGUCUCCUAUGCAGAAUAGGCAAAAACCAAAGUAUUUAAUGUUAUUGUUGAAGUCAAAAAUCACUGAACUUUUAGGCCUUGUUCCUACAACAGGUCCUGCCAUGUCAGAUAUGAACUACUUCAAUACCAGAAGGGUGUUUUAAAUGUUUUCAACUCUUAACUUUAUGAAUCACUGUGAAAAUAAAGGCACAUAGACAUUUCAGGUUGGGGGUUUUGGAAGGGGACAGACCCCAAGCUAAAUACAGGUGUACAAAAUUCACACAAAAUAAUUUAGAAUUAUUUAAAAGUCUAUAUUGUGGCACGUUCCCCAAGUAGUAGUUUAAAUACAAGGAAAAUUGAGUUGUUUGAAUUCUGAUUGGGGAAAGAAAAAGGAUUGUAACAUAUUUGAUUUUAACCAGGUUAUGUGCUAGGUACAGCAGGGGGGGAACAGUCUGGAUUGAUCAAGAGUAAAAUCUUUCUGUUUAAUUCCAGCAAAUUCCAUCUCUGUCACUCAGGUUUUCCAUCAUUUACCUGUUCAGUCCCCUGUUUGGUGUCAUUUCAUGACAAAUGACUUCUGUAUAAAGAAAAACAAAUGUAUAUUUUUUUUUCUAUUGAGUUUGUUUUGUUCUGGUGUAAUAUAUUGUCCUUAGAACAUCAUGUAAAACGGAGAGAUGAAGCAUCUGACACAUUAUUUAUAAUGAGCAUAAAAAAUACAUUAAUGUAUGAUGCAUA